GCCACAAAGUAUCCAUAACAACCCGUAAAUUCCACCGCCGCUCACCCACCAAAAGGGCAUUCUUGUCCAUAUAUAUUUUUUUCACGUGCGGACUCCCCUUCACGCAGAUCUCGAAUCGUCUCUCAGCCGAAACCCCCUUCUCUUACCUGUUCCAUCCCGUCUCCCUUUGACUUCUACAGUCGUUCUUGAUCGAACCGGGGCUAGACCUGGACCGAGCCAGCAUCAGCCAUGGGGGUGCCAGCGUUCUACAGGUGGCUUGUAGACCGUUACCCACUAGCAAUUGUGGAUGUGAUUGAAGAAGAACCUAAAGAGGACAGCAAUGGCGUCCCAAUCCCAGUUGACGUUUCAAAACCUAACCCUAACGGCAUGGAGUUCGAUAACUUGUACUUGGAUAUGAAUGGUAUAAUUCACCCCUGUUUUCAUCCAGAAGGGAAGCCUGCACCUCCUACUUAUGAUGAUGUUUUCAAAUCGAUAUUUGAUUACAUUGACCAUCUUUUCUUAUUGGUUCGACCGAGGAAGCUUCUAUAUAUGGCAAUUGAUGGGGUUGCACCUAGAGCUAAAAUGAAUCAGCAACGGUCUCGGCGCUUUAGAGCUGCAAAAGAUGCUGCUGAAGCUGAAGCCGAGGAAGAAAGAUUGAGAAAAGAAUUUGAGGCUGAGGGGAAGCUUUUGUUUCCAAAAGAAAAGCCUGAAACAUCCGACUCUAAUGUCAUCACUCCUGGGACCCAAUUUAUGGCUGUGCUUUCGAUUGCACUUCAAUAUUAUAUACAGAUGAGGUUGAAUCAGAAUCCAGGCUGGCGGUAUACAAAGGUUAUUCUUUCUGAUGCAAAUGUCUCUGGUGAGGGAGAGCACAAAAUCAUGUCAUACAUAAGAUUACAAAGAAACCUUCCUGGUUUCAAUCCAAACACACGGCAUUGUCUAUAUGGUCUGGAUGCAGACUUGAUUAUGCUGUCUUUAGCGACACAUGAAAUUCACUUUUCAAUAUUGAGAGAGCUAGUCACACUUCCUGGGCAACAGGAAAAGUGUUUUAUUUGUGGUCAGGCCGGCCAUCUUGCAGCUGAGUGUCGUGGGAAGCCAGGAGAUGAUGCUUUAGAUUGGGUUGUGGUAGAUGAUACUCCAAUUCACAAGAAGAAAUAUCAGUUCCUCAACAUCUGGGUGUUGCGAGAAUAUUUGCAGUAUGAAUUGGAUAUUCCAAACCCUCCAUUUGAGAUCAACUUUGAACGUAUAGUGGAUGAUUUUGUAUUUCUAUGUUUCUUUGUUGGCAAUGACUUUCUUCCACAUAUGCCAACAUUGGAAAUUAGGGAGGGUGCUAUAAAUUUAUUGAUGCAUGUGUACAGAAAGGAGUUUGCUGUGAUGAACGGUUAUCUUACUGAUGCGGGUGAGGUAAAUCUUGACAGAGUAGAACAUUUUAUCCAGUCAGUUGCUGUUUAUGAAGAGCAGAUCUUUCAGAAAAGGACUCGUAUACAGCAGGCUUUGGAGAAUAAUGAAGAGAUGAGACUCAAAGCAAGAAAAGAGUACUCUGAAGAGUCGCAGGCACUGGCUGUAGAUAAGGUUAAAUUGGGGGAGCCUGGUUACAAAGAAAGAUAUUACUCUGAGAAAUUUGGUAUAUCAAAUCCAGAUGAAAUCGACAAAUUUAGAGAAGACGUAGUUUUGAAGUAUGUGGAAGGUUUGUGUUGGGUCUGCCGAUAUUACUACCAAGGUGUUUGCUCUUGGCAAUGGUUUUAUCCAUACCAUUAUGCUCCAUUUGCCUCUGAUCUCAAGGAUCUUGCUGACUUAGAAAUAACUUUCUUUUUGGGAGAGCCAUUUAAACCCUUUGAUCAGCUAAUGGGAACCCUACCUGCUGCAAGUUCUAAUGCGUUGCCUGAAGAAUACAGGAAAUUGAUGACUGACCCAUCAUCACCAAUAUAUAACUUCUUUCCCUCAGAUUUUGAGAUUGACAUGAAUGGUAAACGCUUUGCCUGGCAGGGUAUUGCCAAAUUGCCAUUCAUUGAUGAGAGGAAAUUGCUUGCCCAAACAAAGAAACUUGAAAGCACUUUAACGGACAAAGAACGGUUCCGUAAUAGUAAAAUGCUAGAUUUGCUGUAUGUUCAUCCUGCUCAUCCUUUGGCAGCAGAAAUCUUCUCAUACCAUGAAGUUACCCGUUUGUUACUUCCAUUGCAAAGGUGUUGUUGGGAAAUUGACACAAAUGCCAGUGCUGGCAUGAAUGGCUAUCUUUGGUUAACUGAGAGGAAUGUCUGGAGAAGUAUGGUCCCUUCACCUGUCAGUGGGUUGCCAGACAUAGAGCCCAACCAAGUUUUAAAUAUUACAUAUCUUAAUCCUAUAAAUCAUAGACACGUACCUGAACCUCCCACUGGUGUGGUCAUGCCUGAAAAGAUCUUAAAACCUAUAGAUAUUAAACCAUUCCCCACAUUAUGGCAUGAAGAUAAUGGUCGACGCCAGCAAGGCAGAGAAAGGCCACAAGUACCUAGAGGAAUAGCUGGCCCUCUGUUGGGUGAAGCAGCUCACCGGCUUGUCAAGAACACGCUUAAUAUCAGACCAAAUGGGUCAUCUUCGAGAUAUUUUGAGCAACCGCCAUAUCGCAAUAUCCCAGGGAAUCCUAUGUUCAACAGACCUAGACCAGCUGGACCCUCUGGAAAUGAAAGGAGCUACAAUUAUGACCCAAACUAUUAUUAUGGGCAUUACGGUAACCAACAAGGCCUAAUGAGCAAUCCUAGAUUUUCUCCAAUAUCAAAUGGCAUGCCAGGCAAUCGGCACAACUUUAAGACUCAGGACAGAGUACAAUACCCUGAACAGUACCAUGAUAUAAAGAGUGGGAUAUCUGCUUUGACUGUAGAAGAAAAUGUCAGAAGCAGACCGCCUGUAGUAAUAUUGCAGCGCGUGCCAAAUACAGGGAGUAAUUCAAAUAUGCACCACCAGGUUGAGCAGAACAUAGGUCCACUUCCAUCACCUCCUACCAAGUGGAUUUUUAGGCCAGCAGGAGAUGCUGAGACUAACUUUAGACAAGAAAAGGGUGCAAGUGAGAAGCAGAUGCGGUAGGUUUAUCAGGUCAAGACACGGGCAGUUCAGGAAACAUCAAAUCCUGUUGCUCAGGAAAUAUCUGGCUUGAAUCAGCAGUAACAUUGUGGAUAUGGUUGAACCUCUAAUGAUUUUCCAUUGGCAUAGUUCCCAUUCGGCAGUGAGAGAGAUCUCUCCAUUCGAGUGCAAGGCAUGGUAAAACAUGCCAACUGGAGGCACUAAAUAGAAAAGCUAUCCCUGCCAUGCUUGUGGUAUUCAGUGCCUUUCAUCGUCAUAUUUUUAUUUUGGCAUGAGUAUGUGCAUGUCUGGUACAGGAACAACCCUUUGAGAAGAACUUUGGAUUCUGAAGGAGAGCUAGCAUACCAAUUAUGAGGGCUUCAUUGCAGGUGUCGUCUUUUAGAUUUUCUUGUAUAUCUGCUGGGUGGCUGGAGAAAAACUGUAAAAUAAACACGCUUGGUUGUAAUUGGGUUUUGAUUCAUAGGAAACUACCUCCAAUGGGGUGUUAUGUAGGGAGGAAAUGACUUGAUUAGCAUCGAACUCGAUGUAUUUGUACUCAAGAUUACUUUUCUAGGGAUAUGAUUAUUCUGUUUUUUAAUGUAA
Molecule: messenger RNA, 3612 nt
Organism: Hevea brasiliensis (rubber tree)
Lineage: Eukaryota; Viridiplantae; Streptophyta; Magnoliopsida; Malpighiales; Euphorbiaceae
Product: 5'-3' exoribonuclease 4
Exons: 22
Coding region: 229-3033 (934 amino acids)
Biological process (GO): nuclear-transcribed mRNA catabolic process
Cellular component (GO): nucleus
Molecular function (GO): zinc ion binding; RNA binding; 5'-3' RNA exonuclease activity
Source: RefSeq, a predicted model, not a curated record